AGCUUGUUUUUUUUGUACCAAUGCCUCGAUUAUAGUUCAAAUCACCCUAUUGCUAUAAAGUCAAACAAAUGACAAAAUUGAUGGGUAAAAAGCUCAAGUUGAAAACAAAAAUGGAUCCUCUAAUAUGGCACAAAGCUGCUGCUAUAUCUGGGGCAAUUGCUGUUGGAUUGGGUGCUUAUGGUGCCCAUGGUUUCAAACCCAAUGAUCCCACUUAUAAACAGGUUUGGCAAACAGCUUCUUUGUAUCAUUUGGUGCACACUGCUGCUCUGCUAGCUGCUCCCAUGACCAAGAAUCCAACCCUUUUUGGAGGUUUUAUGAGUGCUGGGAUUCUCUUAUUUUCGGGAACGUGCUACAGUGUGGCGUACUUAGAAGACCGAAGCUACAAUAGAUUAGCACCAAUUGGUGGCUUCGCAUUUAUAGCGGGAUGGGCUAGCUUACUAUUCUGAAAUUCCCGGUACAAAGGACGACAACUCGUAAAUGCGCACGACUGUCUGCUCAUACACAACGUACGUUCUACUAAGACUGGUAUAAUAUCUCAUUAUGAUUGAGACUCUAUGCUAUACUUCUUGUUCUAUCAUUAUAUGUCUGCUUUACCUGUAUAUCUUGUUAGGUGAAUGUGAUGUAUCCUUGUAUUAUUCAUUACUUUGAGACCAUACAUCAUGAUUGUGCCAUUUCUUCCCAAA
Amaranthus tricolor (Joseph's coat) is the source of this 683-nucleotide messenger RNA. RefSeq lists its product as uncharacterized. The record is from RefSeq and is a predicted model, not a curated record. Lineage: Eukaryota; Viridiplantae; Streptophyta; Magnoliopsida; Caryophyllales; Amaranthaceae. The transcript has 5 exons. Bases 69 to 446 code for a protein of 125 amino acids.